CGGGGCAAAACGCCUCCUGUCCUUUCUCACAUCGGGGAGAAAGUCUUGUCCGACGAUCAUUCCGGCGCGGGUACAGCUGACCCGGAGGAAGGUGCGGUCAGCAGCGGUUUUGUCGCAGUCAACAUCAGUCCUGUGGUCCAAGAGGGAGACUCCCAGGAGUGGGUGGUACUGGAGCUGGAGCAAGCCAACAAGCCUUCAACUGAAGCCCAGCACGAGGACAAAACAGCCACGACGAACGCCGUCAACAACGAGAAUCACCCGCCGCAGGAAGGCCCCGUUGUAGCAGCCAGUCCUGUUGUGUCACAGUGUUCUGUCGGGUCGUGGUUACUUGGCCACAGGAGGCUGCCAGGGAUGCUGGGGCAAAUGCCCUCGGUCAUCAUGGGACGACCCCACAUGGAUCAGUCUUCCAGCUGCACACCGCAGUCUCCUGCGCUCGAAAAGAGUGACACCAUACCUCUUGAAGCCCCGUCCAGCAAAUCCGAUGAACCCCCCGGACAAAUCCUAAAAGAUGGCAAGAAGACGGAUUUGGCCCCGUCGUCGAGCCCACUAAAAGGUUCGACCGCUCUCUUGACAAAAGACCCCGAGAGUGAUUCUGGUCUGCCUGACUGCUCAUCGGAGCUGAACCAGCAGGCUCAAGCGAUCUGUUCGCUCCUCGCUUCUUUAAGGCCCAAAGACUCUCCCUGCUCGCCCAAACUGAGUCGCAUUCCAAUACGAGACUCUUGCACUCCCCCGGACUCUCCGGGCAGGAGCCUGCACCGGGACAGGAGAAACCGCUGGAGCAGCCCUGUCCCCGGCUCCCCCACCCACUCCCCUUCUCCAUCACUUUCCUGCGAAAACCUGCAGGUCACUCUCCCGCGGGAACGCCUCUCCUCGGAGCGAGGCUCCAGGUCGGACUGCGGAGGGGAAGACCCUCUUUCUCUGUCCUCUUCGUCAGGCAGUAAAAGUAAGAUCCCACGACCCAUGAGC
Molecule: messenger RNA, 966 nt
Organism: Hippocampus comes (tiger tail seahorse)
Lineage: Eukaryota; Metazoa; Chordata; Actinopteri; Syngnathiformes; Syngnathidae
Exons: 2
Source: RefSeq, a predicted model, not a curated record